Molecule: messenger RNA, 1218 nt
Organism: Acanthosepion pharaonis
Lineage: Eukaryota; Metazoa; Mollusca; Cephalopoda; Sepiida; Sepiidae
Source: the annotation of a GenBank genome assembly
AUGUCUACUUCCAUCAUUCACUCGUACAGUCUGACACUUCCAUCAAUUCGCUCGUCCAGGUGUUCAUUUCGAUCAUUCACUCGUCCCGUUGUUGACUUCCAUCAUUCGCUCGUCAAGCUUUGUUCACUUCCAUCAUUCGCUAAGUUAGCUGUCUACUUCUAUCAUUCGCUCGUAAACCCUGUCACAUCUAUCAUUCGCUCGUCCAACUGUUCACUUCCAUCAUUCGCUCGUCUUGCUGUCAACUUCCAUCAUCCGCUCGUACACCCUGUCACAUCUAUCAUUCGCUCAUCCUGGUGUUCACUUCCAUCAUUCGCUCGUGUAGCUGUCUACUUCCAUCAUUCGCUCGUAGAGCAGGUGUUCACUUCCAUCAUUCGCUCGUGUAGCUGUCUGCUUCCAUCAUUCGCUCGUACAGCUGGUUACUCGCUUGUCCAGGUGUUCACUUCUAUCAUUCGCUCGUCCAAUUGUUCACUUCCAUCAUUCGCUCGUACAGUUGUUCACUUCCAUCAUUCGUUCGUCCAUUUGUUAACUUCCACCAUUCGCUCGUCCAGGUGUUCACUUCCAUCAUUCGCUCGUACAGCCGGUCACUCGCUCGUCCGGUUGUUCACUUCCAUCAUUCGCUCGUACAGUUGUUCGCUUCCAUCAUUCGUUCGUCCAGUUGUUCACUUCCACCAUUCGCUCGUCCAGUUGUUCACUUCCAUCAUUCGCACGUCCAGCUGUUCACUUCCAUCAUUCGCUCGUCCAGUUGUUCACUUUCAUCAUUCGCUCGUACAGUUUUUCACUUCCAUCAUUCGUUCGUCCAGUUGUUCACUUCCAUCAUUCGCUCGUGUAACUGUCUACUUCCAUCAUUCGCUCGUAAACCCUGUCACAUCUAUCAUUCGCUCGUCCAACUGUUCACUUCCAUCAUUUUCUCGUCGAAAUGUUCACUUUAAUUAUUUGGUCGUCCACGUGUUUACUUCCAUCAUUCGCUUAUUCAUUUAUUCGCUUCCACCAUUCGCUUAUCUUGUUUUUCAUCUUCAUCAUUCGCUUCUUCAGUUGUUAACGUCCAUCAUUCAUUCCUCUAAUUGUUCACUUCCACUAUUCGUUUCUCCAGCUCGUCACUUCCAUUAUUCCUUUAUCUCGUCUACUUUAAAAUAUUGUCUUUCGUUAUUGUCUUCUUAUGUUUUAUACAGAGUAUCUAACGAAAUUUAUUUCCCGCGUUACACCAUAACAGUUACGUAA